AUGCAGGCCAUGUUGCAUCAACAACAACUGCCAGCAUCACCAUCACCGUCUGCAACUGCAAAGGCGUUGCUAGAGCCUGUGGUCGAGGGGAUCCGAUUAGGUGGCCUCGUGGAGGUCUUUGGCCUCUCAGCGGCCGACUUGCAGGCUUACAACGAGGACAUCAAUGGCUCCAUCGGACAGGCAGUGAGCUUCGAUAGUGCUUCUGGCAAGUUCCAUGUGUACCUCAGCUGUGGUGCUGCUGGCCACUUCCGUACCAGCAAUGUGAGGGCCGCGGAGGCGCCGCGGCGGCCUGGUGAAGGUGGUUCGCCAGAGAGCUUUGAUGUGCUUGUUGGACCUCGAACAGACGGCAAAAUUAUGGGCGGCGAGAUUUCCACUUGCCUUAUGGAGAAAGGGUUCUGCGUUUUGAGAAUCUGCCAAAGCGCGAGACUGGCACAGCAAGCGCUGCUGAGAAUGAAGGACCUGGCAAGUAUGCAAAGACUGACACGCUUUCCGGAAGAGGUGGAGCAGGGCUACCUUGGCUUUAGCUGUCGAGGAAGGGUUGCAUGGCUGGAUUCCGCCGGAGACCUGGAUCAGGACCCAGCCUUGAAGAGCAACGACGCCAACCUCUCCUACCUCGCACAGUCUAUUCAGCCGUAUGCUGGCGAUGUCUUGGACGGCCAGCUGGACUCGCGAACUCCUGGUUUGGUGUGCCUCACCAUCGAUGGUGCUGCUGACUCUGAGUAUCCAUGUCCAGAGGCCAAUGACGAGUCUUUGGGAACCUUCCUGCAGACGUGGAGGCGCAGCUUGGUCAGAGCCGUGCAUUUCAUGGGGCCGUUCCCGGCCGAAGUGGAGCUGGACGCACGGGAAACUCCGAAAGCUGGCAAGGUUCCGGGCUUGCUCGAGAACGUGAAGCUCACAGCUGCACCGAACACGGUUCUGUUGUUCAGACCCGAUGUCUACGAUUACACUUGUGUGGCACCAAAGGAUACCCUGAUGCUCAUCACCAACUUUCUCGCCGCCGUUCCCGACAUGGUUUUUGGUGACAUUCAAGGGGACACGGACUGGCUGCUGAAGGAGGAGGGCCCUCCGCCUCCGGCUGGCUCCGAACAUAUCCAUGUCAUGAAUACAGUUGCACGCCUUCCGGGCAAUUGCGACAGUCAGUGGCAUAAUUGGGCUGCGCUGAAGUCUGGCACGGACACGAUCAUCCAGAUCCCAAUCACACGCUGGGAUGUCAGCGUAUACUGGACUCCCGAUGAGAAUGUUUUUGAGCCCUGGCAGACCACGACCCGGCACCAGUCGUACGUCGAGGGUGCCGAGUUUUUUGACAAUCGUUAUUUCGAGAUCUCCAACAAUGAGGCCAACUCCAUGGAUCCCGUGCAGCGACUGGUGCUUGAGUGUGGGGCACAGAGCAUGGCCAUGGUUGGCCUGACGAAGAAGGAAUGCAAUCGAAAAGCAACACAUGCCGGGUUCUGCGUGGGAAAUGACAAGCUGGAUUGGAUGACCUGUGACAAGGAGGUGACUCCUUCUGGAACCAGCACGGUCCUGGCGAUCAUUGCGAAUCGUUUCAGCUUCGUAUUCAACCUAAAGGGUCCGAACUUCGUGUGCGACACAGCUUGCUCAGCUUCCUUGACCUCAACGCAUUGUGCCAGAUUCAUGAUCAGCAAUCAGAAGUUCGACCCGCUGGAGUUCUUCAUCUCGAUGGGUGCCCACUUGUGCCUCUCUCCUGGCCCCUUCAUUGGCUGCUCUCAAUCUCACAUGUCCAGUCCCGGGGGACGAUGCUUCACGUUCAAUGCGUCUGCAGAUGGAUAUCUACGAGGAGAAGGUGUCAGUGGCUUCAUGAUGAAAUGGGGCCCCUACACUCCGGAGCAGAGCAUGGGGAUCCUCCGUUCCACCGGGUGCGGACAGGACGGCCGCAGCGCCUCUCUGACAGCUCCAAACGGGCCGGCACAGGAAGAGCUGGUGGCGAGGGCAAUAAAGGAAGCCUUGAUGACACCUCCCGAGUCCACAGCUUGGGAGUGCCAUGGCACAGGCACUUCGCUCGGCGAUCCGAUCGAGGUCGGAGCUGUGCGAAAGGUGCAGAUCAGAAUGCCACGAACGGAGCCGCUCAUGAUGGGUUCGGCCAAGACGAACAUCGGACAUUUGGAGGGUGGUGCUGCCAUGGGCGGCAUUGUAAAAUGCAUCCUACAGUGCAGAAGUGCCAAGUGUUGUCCAACACAGCACUUGCGGACGCUCAACCCGCACUUGGAGCACGCCAAGUUCGAGGCGCACUUCGAGACCGAGCCGGCGGCAUUCGCCACAAACCAGGGCAACUCCCAGGUAUCCUCCUUCGGCUUCGGUGGCACAAAUGCGCAUGGUGUCUUCUGGGGCAUGAACGUCAGCAUCAAGGAGGAUGUCGAGAAGGUGUGGAUGAAGAAGUUGCUGUCGAGACCGCCCCCUGAAGUCCGCCCCAUGGGUCUGGACUUUGACAAGUGGGAAGCUGACUUCCCAGACACGCGAAUGGUCCGAAAGGGGGCCAAGUUCAGCCUCAGCAUGGGACCUGACGAAGGCAACGAACCCCUGAGGUGGGAUGUCGUGGAUGAAAGGCGGGAAAUUGAGGUAGAUGACAUGGAGGCCACUUUCGCAAUCACCGGAAAUUUCAACAACUGGGAUGAUGAAGAGGCGAUCCCAAUGGAAGAUGGCGAAGCGCCGGGAGUCCAUCGCAUCACCUUGCAGGUGCCAGCAGGUGGCGAGCUGCACUUUCACCUCCUUAAGGGAGGAAAUGCCAAGCAGAUCGUUGGCCCUGAUGCUGAGGAGUGCACUCGAAAGGGCGCAAAGAUCAUCGGGCCCCAGGAGAAUCUCAAGAACAAGUGGGUCAUCAACGCCCCAGAGGGCAAGGAGGUCCGAAUCGAAUUUUUCAGUCGAAAUGGCCGACGAUCUAUACUCUGGAUCGUUUCCAAGGGGGACGCCUUGCCACUUGAGUCUGGAGGUGAUGAUGAGUGA
Messenger RNA from Symbiodinium natans, 2958 nucleotides. NCBI's taxonomy places the organism in Eukaryota, Dinophyceae, Suessiales, Symbiodiniaceae. The record is from the annotation of a GenBank genome assembly.